Spathaspora passalidarum NRRL Y-27907 is the source of this 2973-nucleotide messenger RNA. RefSeq lists its product as uncharacterized. Gene Ontology annotation, biological process: DNA-templated transcription; regulation of DNA-templated transcription. Gene Ontology annotation, molecular function: DNA-binding transcription factor activity, RNA polymerase II-specific; zinc ion binding; DNA binding. The record is from RefSeq and is a predicted model, not a curated record. The transcript has a single exon. NCBI's taxonomy places the organism in Eukaryota, Fungi, Ascomycota, Pichiomycetes, Serinales, Debaryomycetaceae. Bases 145 to 2973 code for a protein of 942 amino acids.
UUUUUUUUUAUUUAUUUCUUACUAAUCUUCAAUUGAAUUUUCUGGGGAUAUUUCUAAAGUUUAAAGGAACAACCCGCAAGAACUUUUCAGAAGUCUGUUUUUUACUACUUACUACGCCACUGUAUUCUACUAUCAUUUAGUUAAAUGGAAGUUGGAAAUAUAAAUUUAACACCUGCCAGCGCGGAACCCUCAUAUCUGCAACUGCCAGAAGAAGCAAUUGAAUUGCAAGGAAAUGAGAAUCAUAGCCAUCCCCUUGAUGGGAGAAAACGUAUAAGGGUUGCAUGCGAUAAGUGUCGUCGCAAGAAGAUUAAAUGCGAUGGGAAUUACCCUUGUAGUAAUUGCCUUCAAUCGCGAGAAUCAAAGUGCCAUUAUACGGAACGACCACCAAAGAAAAAACCAAAACCUCCUCCCAAGGCCAAGCCUCCCAAGAAAUUGAGCAAAAAGGAAUUGACCAUUCAGACCCUUGAUAUGAUAGAUACAAGGUUGUCUACUUUGGAAGACGCAAUAUUUCGCAUGACAGAUAAGUUGGACAUGAUCACUGGUUCCAACGAUGACAAAUUAAAACUACGGAGAAGUUCACGUUCAAGUCAAUAUCAGGAAUACGCAACUAGUCACGACGGCACUUUAUCAGAGGCAACUAGCGAUCCAGAGGACGAUGAGGAACAGAGUGACGUCGAACCAAUAAGCCAGAUAAAAUACCAACACGUGGAAGAUAGUGAUGAGAGCGAUUUGAUAGUUGCAACAGUUAAAGGAGAAGAAGAUAGUUCCACUCUUAUUCCAGCAACUAAACGGAAAGACUAUGUGAGUUUUGGUGUCUUGACUCUGUUUGUUGGAAGUCAUUCAAUCGUAGGUAUGUUCGGAAAGGAAUCGCUCGAUUAUAUUGAAACAAUACUAGGACCUACCAGUUCUAAUAUCAUUACUCCCCUUCGCAAUUUACCAUAUAUACUCUGGACCAAAGUAGCUUCAUUUAUGAAAAAAUGGGUUACACCCCAAGUUGUUGAUAAAACAAAUAGAAAGCGACUUAUUGAGGCGCCAUUUCCUAGCGACUCGAGGAUUGCUUAUGAGUUGGUUGCAGAGUAUUACCCGCUUAUAAUUCUGGCCAAUGUCCUUGUUGAUCAAGGACGGGCAAUGAAAAUGUUCACUGAUUAUUACGAAAAUUUAUCAGAGAAGAAUAUAAAGAAAAGAAAAAGAUUCACUAUAUCUGAACUAUUCCUUAUGUCGGCAGUGCUAUUGAUUGCUAUAACUAGUAAAAUUGAUAUUGAUUCCCUUAAAUAUGUCAAUAAUGAGGAGCGUCAAGUGCCUCCUGGGUUAGCAUCGAUGUCGGAUUCAGCUUUAAGGGAUUUUCAAGACACUUUACUUCAAAAUUGUAUUUAUUAUUAUUAUAUUGUUUCGGUCAUCAGUGAGGGUUUAGAAACAAUAGAAGCUAUUUUACUAUUGGUUAUGUACAUUGAUUCGAAUUGGCUUGAGAGCACUGUUAAUUAUAUCCCUGUGUCUACUGCAGUAAGAUUUGCUCAGUAUAUGGGUUUGCAUCGGCUUGAAUCUUAUAAGCUUGAUCCCCAUGAUGAAAAAAGACGAAGAAGAAUUUGGUGGUUUUGCUAUUAUUAUGAUACAGAUUCCGCGUAUAGGACAGGAAAACCACCAAUAAUUAGCAGCAGUGAUGUCAACCUUGAUAUUGAAUAUGAAGUUGAACGGCUUAUGUCACGAGAAUAUCCAGACUUUGAACCCAUUGGAAACAUUUCUGUGGAGAACCCAAAUGUGAUGGACUUCUUAUAUGCAAAAGAGCCCAUGUUGGUUAAUCACUAUGCCAUGUUAGAAUUGACAAGGAUAAGGGCAAAAUCGUAUAGCUUGCUUUUUACGGCGGCAGACCAAGGGCAAGACUUUGAAGUAUUGGCUUCCAAUAUUGAAGAGUUAAAUGAUGAGAUGUUUCGUUUAGCUAUUCUUUUCAAAGAACUGGACAGGCCACGCUUUUAUAAUGAUCCCCAGUUUCAUUUCUUUCCGCCUUCGAUGCCUGUUAAUUUAAAAGAAAACUUGACCACGAUAUAUGUGACCUACUUUUUACAUUUGCUGAUCAUUAAUAGGCUUCCUGCUGCUUUAGAAUCACCAAAUAUUGAUUACGAUGAUGAACGCCUUACAAAGUUUAGAAAUAUAUCAUUGAAUUCAGCUAGGACAAUAUUAAUUUUAAUUAAACAGUUUGCACUUGAAAAUACUACUAUAACAUAUUUUGGUCUGGUAUUAUAUUUCUCGUGUGCUGCAUUUACUAUCCUUUCUGCUUCAGUUUUGAAUCAUCCCAACAUGCCCGAGGCUAUCAACGAUAUCAAUUUACUACUCGAAUACACAAUGCAGUAUUCCAAAAUAACAAUGGAAAUGGGAGAAAGUCCCUUGGAGAGCUUAUGUGCCAAGAAGGAUUUGGCGGUUGGGUUUGCCAUUAUGUUAUUAUUGCAAGUCGUCAUCCGACAUUUUGAAAAUCAAACUGGCUCAAAAGUAUUCAGUUCUAAUGAACGGGUUCAAGAGCAUUUCAAAGACCUUUAUUCUAUGUUUCCUGAUUUAUACAAGUCAAAACAAGAAUUCAAAUCCAAGCUAUUCUCCGUAUUUGGUUCAUCUCCUAUAGGGGUCGUUUUCCGAAAUUCAUUCUCAAGUGCUUCACUGAGCGUGAGUACAAAUUCACAAAGUCAUAACCAAUCACCCAUGUACACUAAUACCACAGUAUCAACACAACCAAACGUGCGUCUUCCUGACAUGUCUACCCAUGGUCCAACUCAGGUUCCAGCAUUUGGUAAAUCAACGGUGAAUUAUCCAUCUAAUAUUCAAACCCAGCCUACCCCUGCAUCAAGCUACCCCACCGUUGAUAGCAAAAUUGAAGAAUCUUAUGACGCUAUCUCUGAUUAUAUCACUACCGAUGGUAUGCAAAAUAUGUAUUUCAAUCAGAUGAAUAAUUUACCCAAUUUCUUUUUCGACAAUAAUUUGGGUAUAUGA